CGCGAAGCGGUUUUUUUCUGGGGAUUCCUUCUAGUAACGGCGUUUCGAUUCUUUCUAGAGAGAGAAAGAGAGAGCAGCAAAGAAGACGACGACGACCUAAAAGCCUGCUUGCUUGCUUGCUGCUUCUUCACAGGGGAAAAAUAAGAAUUGGGAAGAGUGGUUUUCAGGGGCAGGUGGGUAAGCGGUUUUGUAACCGUUUUAGCGGUUUUGAGAGAUAGGGUCUCUUUUUCUUCUUCUUUUCUUUCGUCUCUAUUAUCUUUUGUCUGGGUUGGAUCUGUUCAAUUGAUCAGUUACAGUUUGGAAAAAGGGGCGGUGUGCUGAAAGGCGUGGGGGGGAUUGGGUAGUGGGAAAGGUCGAAGCUUUUAUUAUUAGCUUCGUUUGAGCUCGUAAUUAAGCGAACCCAAUACGUUUUGCAGUUACUGGAGGUGGUGUUAUUGAGGGAAUUGAAGUGGGUUUGCCUUAAAAGUGGGAAAUUUUGUCCUUUCCUUCUCGUUAUCGGCUUUUCUGGGAAGGGGUUUGUCAUUUCCCCUGCUCUGCUCUGCUGCGCUCUUUGACUCGGUGGAUUUUUUUCUGCAUCUUCGUGGGGAAAGAGCUAAAUGAUGGCGGCGACUCGCGGCGGGUCUUUCCCGCAGCUCAACAAUGAAGGAGGAGGAAGAGAUGAUCUGUACAAAGAGCUUUGGAAAUUAUGCGCCGGUCCGGUGGUGGAGGUUCCUCAAGCUGAUGAAAGGGUUUACUAUUUCCCGCAGGGUCACAUGGAACAGCUGGAGGCAUCAACAAACCAGGAAUUGAAUCAAAGGGCUCCUCUGUUUAAUUUGCCGUCCAAGAUUCUCUGUCGGGUCAUUAACAUCAACCUCCUGGCUGAGCAAGAGACUGAUGAAGUUUAUGCACAAAUUACUUUAAUACCUGAAGUGGAUCAAAGCGAACAGAAUAGCCGAGAUCUAGCCCCAACAGAGACUCCAAGGCCUUCAGUUCAUUCAUUUUGUAAGGUCUUGACUGCAUCAGAUACAAGCACUCACGGCGGAUUCUCUGUUCUCCGCAAGCAUGCAACUGAAUGCCUCCCUCCUUUGGACAUGGCUCAGCAAACACCAACUCAGGAAUUGGUUGCUAAGGAUCUUCAUGGUUAUGAAUGGAGGUUCAAGCAUAUCUUCCGAGGUCAGCCUAGGAGGCACUUGCUAACAACAGGUUGGAGUACGUUUGUGACUUCCAAGAGAUUAGUUGCUGGAGAUUCUUUUGUUUUCCUCAGGGGUGAGAGUGGGGAGCUUCGAGUUGGAGUGAGACGGGUUGCCCGGCAGCAGAGCAGCAUGCCUACAUCUGUGAUUUCCAGCCAGAGCAUGCACCUUGGAGUGCUGGCAACAGCUUCUCAUGCUGUUGCAACUCAAACUAUGUUUGUGGUAUACUAUAAGCCAAGGACGAGCCAGUUCAUCAUUGGCCGGAACAAGUACUUGGAAGCCGUGGAAAAUAAGUUUGCAGUUGGGAAGAGGUUUAAGAUGAGGUUUGAAGGUGAAGAUUCCCCCGAGCGAAGGUUCUCAGGCACAAUUGUUGGUGUUGAAGAUUUCUCUGUCCACUGGGCUGAAUCCAAAUGGCGAAGUUUGAAGGUUCAGUGGGAUGAACCUGCUUCCAUUGCAAGGCCGGAUAAGGUUUCUCCAUGGGAGAUAGAACCUUUCGUGGCUUCUUCUGUACCAACUAGCCUCCCUCAACCAGUUCCAAUGAAAAACAAAAGGCCACGUCCCCCAAAUGAAAUUCCAGCUCUAGAUUUGUCUUCAACUGCCUCACAUUGGAAUUCUGGGUUGACUGAAAUGACACAAAUGAGCGUUACUGGCGAGAGCAAACGAAAUGAGAAUAUGAUGAUGUGGCAGCAGCAUAAGCAGCAGCCAGAUAUGAACAGCCAUGGGAGCUGUACAGAUUGGCUGUCUCCACGCAUGAACAACGUCUCUUCUCAGCAUAAAUUUCAGGAUGCUGCAACUGACGAUAGCAAGAGCGUCUCAAAUUGGCCCGUUUCCUUCUCAUCACCUCCUCAAUCAACGAAACUGAAAGGCGGCGACCCACCAGUAGUCGAGCAGCCAGUUGAUAAGGUAGGGAGGAAACAUGAGGCAGCAGCAGCAGCAGCAACGACUACUACCUACAGAUUGUUCGGUAUCGAGCUCGUGAACAGUCCAAUGAGCACGCCUACUGCUGACAAGUCCACCGAGGUGCAGCAUGCACGUAGCAUCCUCUCGCAGUCUGAUGCUGAACAGAAAUCGGACUCUCCUAAUAAGGAAAAGGCCACUGAGCAAUCACAAGUGUCCCCCAAGGAUAAUACUCAGAGCAGACAAAGUUGUUCCAUGUCCACUAGAAGUCGCACCAAGGUUCAAAUGCAGGGAGUGGCUGUUGGAAGAGCGGUGGACUUGACAACGAUGAAAGGUUAUCCGCAGCUCAUAAGCGAGCUGGAGAGUUUGUUUGACCUCACCGGACAGCUUCAGACUCGGGAUACGUGGGAAAUCGUCUACACCGACGACGAAGGAGACAUGAUGCUUGUUGGAGAUGAUCCAUGGCCUGAAUUCUGCAACAUGGUGAGGAGAAUCUUCAUAUGUUUGAGUCAGGAUGUGAAGAAGAUGACACCAGGAAGCAAACUUCCGAUGUUCCCCGUAGAAGCUGAAGGUGGAGUAAGCUCAGACUCCGCCAUAGUCGAAAACUCCAAUUAACAGCUGGGGAAAGGGUCGUGUCUUUUCUCUCUGUUUCCUCUUCUUCUUCUGGCCUUGUGUUUGAAUGUGUUUGCUGUGUGUUGUUAUUUGUACGGGGUUUUGGUUCAAUUUUCUUCUUCUCCACCAUCUUCUUCCAUUUUGGGCGGCUUGCAUGGAUGUUUGAAGUUGGAAAAGAGGAAGGCGAGAGGGAGGGAGAGAGAGAGAGAGAGAAGCUUUGCCAUGCUAAUUUUAAGCAGCUCGGCUUUUUAGAGCUAACUAUCAAAAGAAGAGGGAAGGAAAAUUGACUCGGGGUAAGCCUGGAGUAGUCGUUUGGACUUUGGUGUAUAAAAAACAAAGUUUAGGGGGCUUAAAAUAGAGUCUGUAAAUCUUUUGUUUAGUGUGGUAGGUAUUGGGAGGCAGAGUGUGAUCACCUCACAUCUGAGUCAUCAAUCCUUUUUUUAAUGGCUUCUUUUCUAUGUAUAUAAAGUAUUGACAAAGACAAUUAUUAAUGCAAUCCUUGAUUCGGGAUUCCUAGUCUUUUUUUAGUGAGUAAAUGUCC
This is a messenger RNA of Linum tenue, 3219 nucleotides long. The record is from the annotation of a GenBank genome assembly. Lineage: Eukaryota; Viridiplantae; Streptophyta; Magnoliopsida; Malpighiales; Linaceae.